GGGUGAGAGAGAGAGACGCCACAUUUUUUCGUUGUUACUAGUACAAGUGAAUGAAUAAAUUAUUGAUUUUUUCGUUUGGUACCAAUGACUGUAUGAAUAUUUGUAAUCAUAUUGCAUAAUUUUGUUACUAUCUAAAUGAAAACAAAUGAUGUACAUUUUUGGACAAUCAUAAUUAAAAUCAAUUUUCUUAACAGUUUCCAUCAUUCUCAUCAAUUGAAUUGAAUUGAAUUAAGAUGUAAACACUUAUCAACUAUGCAUAUUUUAUUCAUUUACUUUAUUAUAUCAUCUAUCAAUGUUAUUGAUAAUACUGUAAUUGAUAAUUCCAAUAUGAAAUGUUUAAAUCAAUGGAUUAAACCAACUGAAGGUGUAGCGUUCUCAUUAUCACCAUGUUUCACAUGUAAAUAUUCUAGUUUUCAAGGUUCUAUGAAUAUUAAAUGGGAUUGUGAACAGUCAUAUAAUUUGAAAAUUAAGGGUUCAAUAGAUUCAAUUGAAUUUGAUGAAUUAUCUAAUUAUGAAUUAAGAAUAUAUAGAACAAGAGAAAAUCUAUCACAAUCCAAUACAAUUUUAAAAGCAUUCUAUAUAACUAGUCAAAGACAAGUUAGUAUAACAUUAACAUUACAAUUAAUUGCACAUCAUUCUAUGAAUGUACAAUCGAAAUUACAAAUAAAUUUUGUGCCAAUUUUAAAUGAGAAUAAAAAAUCAUUUAAAUAUUUUCAAUUAUAUUGGUCUACAUUAAAACAAACUGAUUUUACUCUAUUCAUUUACAAUAUAACUCAUACACUUCAAUAUCAAACUCAUAGUACAUCAAUAUGUUUAGAAAAUUUAACAGAAGGUAGUCAAUAUAAAUUUUGUAUUGUUGAAACAUUAUACACAUGUAAAAGUUCAUCGUGGAAUUGUAUUAUUAAAACAAUUCCAACGAUACAAAGAUCUAUUAAUCAUUAUCGAAAAUCAAUAAAUCAAUUACAAAUUAAAAAUCUCGGUUAUAAUUGGUUACAAUUAACAUGGUUACCAAUAUCACAAACAUUAUAUUGGCAAAUUAAUGAAAUUCCUAUGGGAUAUCUAAUUGUUGCUAUGGGGAAAUUUAAAACCAUUCAUUGUACUGAUCGAAUUUAUAGUAUUCAAGCACCAUGGGCUUACAAUUCAAAAUCAAUUAUAAUGUCAUAUGUACAAUAUGUUUAUUCACAUAAUAUUACCUCGAAAUGUCCAUUCAAUAUUACUUAUAAGGAAAUCAAUGUUUUAAGUAAUUUAUGGCCAGAAUGGAAUCCAUUUAUUGAAUCACAACAACAAACUAAUCAUGAUGAAUGGGGAUCUAUUAAUGAAUUUAAUAUAGAAUUAAAUCAACUUACACCAUUACAAGAAUAUGACAUAAUUAUUGAACCAAUAUUUCAUAAAUAUAAAGGAAUUGCUGAAUCAAUUACAACGAAUAAAUUGAAUCCUUCCAUGGAUUGUAAUUUAACAUUUGAACAAAUAAAUCAUAAUGAAAGUUUCAUUUAUUGGUCAUUACCAUCUUUAAUUAGAUCCAAUCUAUUGAAUAUAAUAAAUAAUUCUAUGUAUUUAAUUGAAAUUUCACAUAUUGGUAGACCAGAAAAGAAUUUAGAAAAGACAUGCUUUAUACAUAGUUGUUCAAUGGGUAAUUCAUCAGAAAAAGUCCUGAAUUUUCUACCACAAUUGGAAAAUGAACCACAACGUUUAAAUUGUUUCACAAUUAAACUACCUAUUUAUAAUGAAACAACAAAAUUUACCUUCAAUUGUCCAUUAAUACCAUGUAAAUUAUAUGAAAUCUCUAUUCGACUUUUAUAUCAGAAUCAAUUUAUUAAUGAAUUCAAUUGUAAACGACGAUUUAUACGAAAUGGUUUAGUACCCAAAUCCCCAUCAAAUGUUUAUGCAAAAGUAUUAGCUAAUAAUAUGAUUCUAUUUCAAAUGAAUAAACCGAAUCCAUCAACAUUUAAUCAUUGCAAUACAUAUGGUUAUAUUUUGUCGUUUAAUAAUAAUGAUGAAUAUCAAACCAUUCAAUCAUAUCAUUAUAGAAAUUUCACAAUUAUUCAUCUAAAUGAUUUACAAAAUAACAUGAAUUCACAUUUACAUGCAUAUCAUACCAUGUCAAGUGAUCAAUUCUUUCUUAAUAAUCCAUACCCUUCAGCUAGUUCUAUUUCAGUUCGUAUUCAAUCUAUUCCAAUGGAUGAUAAAAAUUGGAUUGAUUUAAACAUUCCAUUAAUAAAUUCAAAUUGUUAUUUAGAUUGUAUUUGGCCAAAUCAACCUCCAUAUUAUCGAUUUACACAAAUACUAAAUCACUAUAAUUAUAUAGGUCAACAUAAAAGUUAUGUAAUUCCUCAAACCAUAAAAAAUAGUUUACAAAUUUUUCAAUGUUCAACAAUGAUAGAUCAAGUUAAUAGUCAUUCUAGAUUAUGUCAAUUUAAUUCAGAUAUACAAUUAUCCGAGUAUACAUUUUGUAUGGAUACUUAUUCAUCUAUUAAAACAUGUUUUGUUCCUACAUGUGAUGAAAUUGCUGUUAUUCCAUGUGUAACUUUGCCAAAAUCUAUCAUUGCUAAUUCAUCCACCAUACAAAUUGAAUGGUUAACAACUCAAUUAUCAUUACAAGGAAAUAAUUCAUUUCAACUAGAUUUUCAUAAUAAUGAUCAAAUGAAACCUGAUUCUUAUUUAGUUAUUUUAAAUCAGUUGAAUGAAUUUUAUGGAAUUAAACAUGGAGUAUGUGCUCAAUAUUCAUUUGUGGUUAUUUCCAAAGAUACUCAUGAAAAUUGGAAAAGUUAUUUUCAUGAUUUAAUUAUUCAAUCAUUAAUUAUAUCAUGUCUUGGACAAACAACCUAUUCAUAUCCUGAAUUAAAACAAUCCAAUAUGAUAAUAUUUGAUAAACUUAUACCAAGUACAUUAUAUGAGAUUAAUAUUAUACCAUUUAAUAAAUAUGGUAAACCAGGAUCAAAUUGGAGACAAGAAAUCUAUACUACAAUUGCAAUUCCAUGUAAACCAGAUAAUAUGGAAUUCUAUAAAAUUGAAUCACACGCUCUUUCAAUUAAAUGGUAUUUAUCAAGAAAUAUUUAUUGUGGUUAUCCAUCACGUAUUAUUGUUUAUUAUAAACAUAUGAAUAGUGAUGAUAGUGAUAAUAUGAAUGAAGAAUGGUAUAAUAUUGAUACAGAAUAUACAUUAGAACAUAUAAGAAUAUCUUCAUUAAGACCAUGUCAAUUAUAUUGUAUUAAAAUGAAAUUUAUUAAUCAAGCUGGUAUAGGACCAAUAUCAAAUAGAAUUUGUAAUAGAACUAAACGAGCAGCUUUUACAAAUAUACCAAUAUUGACAAGUCAAAUAAUACAACCUAAUAAACAACAAACAUCAAAUAACCCAUCUAUCAUAAUGUUAAGUUUACAAAUUCAUUUGAAUUAUACCAUUUAUUGUCCUGUUCAAUAUGAAUUUCUAAUCAAUAUUUAUAAUGAUGAAGAAAAUCCUAUGAUUAUCAUUUCAUCUAAUCCUGAAGUUAUUCUUCGUAAUAAUAUACAACGUGGAAUGUUAUAUCAAUUACGUGGACGAGUACGUUCAAAUGAAUCAGUUUCUACGUCAAUAUUACAUAAUGAAAUGGACAUGUUCAAAUUUAGUCAAUGGGCCCCAAUUACUCUAUUUUAUGCAAAUAUGUCACAUUUUGAAUUUAACAAUUUCACAUUGAAUGUACAACGUCCAAUGGAAAUUCACAAAUCCAAUGGGAACAAUGAUGAUUAUUAUCAUUAUCAAUGUUUAUUCAAUAAUGAAUAUAACAAUGAUCUUAGUAACAACUCACUAUCACCAUCACCACCACCACCACUAACAACAACAAAACCACCACCCACAACAACAACCACAACAACCAUGUUAAAAACCUAUGAUUUCAAUCAAUAUAAUAAUAAUACCCAUUAUAUUGAUCGACAAUAUUCUAUCAAUCAUAGUUUAUUAAAUAAGAAUAGUUAUUGUUUACAUAUGAAAUGGAAUAUUUCAGGGAAUUUAUAUGGAUUAUUAGGUUUUGCAAUACAAUUUUUUAUCCCAUUCAAUUCACCUAAUAUGGAUGAUCAAUUACAUAAUAAUAUGAAUUUAUUACAACAAUGUGUACAAUUUCUUUGGUUACCAUGUAAUGGAUGUUUAGGAAAUUAUUCAUUGCGAAAUGUUCAUCCGAAUGUUUUGGAAAAAUUAAGAAAAUUAAUUGAUAUCUGUAAAUUAGACGGGAACCCAUAUCAACCUACAUUGAAUACUUAUUCUAUACAAUACAAUCUAUUUCAUGAUCUAACUAAUCAAAAUAGUUUAUUAUCAGCUAUAGAUAAUUUACAAAUGAAAUUAAAUACAUUACAACUAAAUGAAUUCAAUCAAAUUGCAUACAAUGAAACAAUAUACAAAUUUGAUUAUUAUUAUUACAUAAUCAAUCCUAUAAUAUCAAUAAUGAAUUCUAAAUAUUCACAUAGAUCUAUUAUUGUAAAACGAGAUUUAUAUUCAUUGAAUCAAAGUGUUUCGUCACCAUCAUCAUUGCCAUCAUCAUCAUCAACAACAACAACAACAACAACAAUAUCGUCGUCUUCUUCAAAGACUGUUGAUUCACAGCAUAGUGGAUAUGUUAUUGUAUAUUCGGUCACGGCAAAUGAUGUUAUUUAUUCAAUUAAGCAUGAAUGGAGAAUAAAUAAUGAAUUAAUGUCGUCAAAUCUAUUGGGAACAAUUUAUAUCGUGUUUAUUGUCAGUUGUCUUAUAUUAUUACUCUUGUUUACUUCAAUAACAAUAUUCAUUGUGUUUAUUAUUAAGAGAAAUCGUCUAAAUCAGACAAAAUUCAUUGGACUACAUACUGUUGAAUAUUGUGAAGACGAAGAAGAUGGAUAUGAAUUACGUGAAGAGUACAAAUCCCCAGUUAUUCCCUUAAAAAUUCCUCGACAACCAGAUCCGAUAAACAUUCACGACUUCAUGAAUUGGUCUGAAAAGAAUAGGAAUAGUUUAAGAGAAGAAUUCAAGUCAUUGAAUAUUCAUUCAUAUAGACAAGAACAAGCGAAACAUCUUACAUGUGCCAUUGGUCAACGUCCAGAAAAUCGUCUUCGUAAUAAGUAUCGUAAUCUUUUACCUUUUGAUCAAAAUUAUGUGCAAUUGUCAAGUGCCUUGAUAUUACCUGAAUCGGAACAGAUUAAUUCAGUUGAUCAGUCAAAAGAAAAUGGAGUUAUUACGCAUAACGAUGAAAAUACCAAUCAGAAUGAAGACAUUAUCAAUGUCUCUCAAGGACUGCCUGAUAUUGGUAGUGAACAAUGGAUUCCAUCCAAUUAUAUGAAUGCUAGUUGGAUCCCAAGUAAAAUACCAGGAAUUUCAAGUACAAUAGUUAGCAGUGGACAGUUACCUUGUAAAUAUAUUGCUUCACAAGCGCCAGUUGAUCAUACACGCAGUUUAUUCUGGCAAAUGAUUUGGGAUCAUCAUGUUCAUUUGAUUGUCACACUUACUAAAUCAAUGGAAAAUGGUAAAGAAAAAUGUUCUGUCUAUUGGCCGACAGAUAGUGAUAAUGAUGAUGACACCUCAGAAUUAUAUUCCAAUAAAUAUCUUCAAGCUAAUUCAAAACGUAUAGUUCAAUUUGGACGGUUUAAAAUUCAUCUUUUGUCAAAAACAAAUUAUUCAAUAUAUAUUAGACGUAGUUUUAAACUGUACGAUUGUAAAACAUUAAACAAUGAACAAUAUCGAAAUAUUGUUCAAUUGCAUAUGCUUAAUUGGCCCGACUUUUCAACACCAUCAAAAGAAGAUUUUCUUCGUUUACUUUAUGCUUAUUGGACUGAAAGACGUCUUUCAAUGAAUAAUUCACCAGUUCUUGUACAUUGCAGUGCUGGUGUUGGAAGAACUGGUACAUUUAUUUGUUUAGAUCAAUUAUGUCAACAAGUUCGAUAUUAUUUACAACCAAAUUUACAAAUUUUUCUACAUAAAAUUAAUCAAAUCAAUGAACCAAUUUAUGUUAAUUUAAAUAAAGAAGAUAGUGGAGUUGAUGAAGGUGAAAUAGGUGAUUUCAAUGAAGAAUCAUCAUCAGCAUCAUCAUCAUUAUCAUCAAUAUCAAUAAAACUCAAUAAUAGAAAUGAGAAUUUGUCAAGUAAUAAACAAAAUGAAUCCAUGGAAGAUCAUCAUUCAACUAUACACGAAAAUCUUCUUCAUAAAAACUCUUUAAAUAUAUCCAUCGACAAUGAAAAACGUACAAAACGUUUCUUAUUUCAUCGACGAAAUUAUAAUAAUACACAAUCUUUAAAUAUAUUCAAUACUGUUUUAUGGCUACGAUCUAAACGUAGUCAUAUGGUACAAACGAUGGAUCAGUAUAUAUUUAUCUAUGAAUGUUUAUCAUGUUUUAUUAAACAAUUGAAAGAACAAAAUAGAAUCUAUGAAAAUAUAUAAUGAACAAACAAUAGUUCCAAUUGUUUACCAAUACUUUCUUUUAAACAUAUUAAUCAUUGUAAUUACUUCAUAUAAAUAUCUAUUCAAGUAUUAUAUGAAUAAUUAACUAAAAUUACGUAACAAGAUUACUUUCAUUUAAGUCUCUUGAACAAAAGUGAAUUAGGUAACAAUGAAAAAAAGGGCCGACAAACAGUGAUAAGACAUUCAAUUCAAACAGUUACACAUACAGUUUUUGUUAUAUCAAUCUAUUCUCUAAUAUAGUCACAUUUUAAAUGUGAAACUACGUUGUUCCUUUUUUUUUAUAAAUCUAUUCUAUGUUAUUAAUUACAUCUAUUUUUUAAUUAUGAUUGAAUGAGUGAAAUACGCUGUAUUACAUAUGGUUACAUAAUUAUGUAAUUAAAUGAUUUUUUCACAGUUUAAGCAUUAAGAAAUAAAAGAUCAUUUCCAUUAUUAUGACUUACUA
This is a messenger RNA of Schistosoma haematobium, 6832 nucleotides long. RefSeq names its product GIPC PDZ domain containing, member. The record is from RefSeq and is a predicted model, not a curated record. The coding region runs from base 253 to 6369 and encodes 2038 amino acids. The transcript has 27 exons. Gene Ontology annotation, biological process: protein dephosphorylation. Lineage: Eukaryota; Metazoa; Platyhelminthes; Trematoda; Strigeidida; Schistosomatidae. Gene Ontology annotation, molecular function: protein binding; protein tyrosine phosphatase activity.